Molecule: messenger RNA, 746 nt
Organism: Eutrema salsugineum
Lineage: Eukaryota; Viridiplantae; Streptophyta; Magnoliopsida; Brassicales; Brassicaceae
Product: PRA1 family protein D
Exons: 1
Coding region: 160-693 (177 amino acids)
Biological process (GO): vesicle-mediated transport
Cellular component (GO): Golgi apparatus; endoplasmic reticulum
Source: RefSeq, a predicted model, not a curated record
AUUAUAGGCUUUAAGAAAUUGGGCUUUGGCCUUCUUCAACUUAACCAGUUCUUUUUUUUACCAUGUUAGACCCUCUUCCACAAAACAAAGGUUGUCUUGUUGGUCGUGAGGCAUAUCUUAGGGUUUCUGAUAUUCGGGAGAUAAGAGAAUCGAUCCACAAUGGCGAAUCAAGUGAUCUCCGGAAUCAAAGAAACAGCUCAAUCGAUUACAGGUGCGGCUCGUCCGUGGGGCGAUUUUCUCGAUCUUUCAGCUAUCAGCUUCCCUUCCUCCGUCGCCGAUGCUACGACUCGCCUGACUCAGAACUUGACUCACUUCCGCGUCAACUACAUUAUCAUCCUCUCGGUGCUCCUAGCUCUAACCCUAAUUACACGCCCGAUCGCCAUCCUCGCUUUUGUCGCCGUCGGUCUAGCUUGGUUCUUCCUCUAUUUCGCUCGCGAAGAAUCUCUCACGAUCUUCGGCUUCACUGUCGACGACGGCGUCGUGGCGUUACUUCUAAUCGGUCUUACGAUCGCCUCGCUAGUCACCACCGGAGUUUGGCUCAGAGCUCUCACCACCGUUGGAUUCGGCGUUGUGAUCCUGAUCCUACACGCGGCGCUUAGAGGAACGGAGGAUCUUUUGACGGACGAUCUGGAAUCACCUUAUGGAGCAAUGCUCUCUACUGACGGCGCUCGUGGUGAUUAUAGUGGAAUUUGAUCAUUAGUUGUUGCAUUCGUUACUUGUGAUUGAAACCAAAUUCGGGUCUUGUU